AGUUCCUCUCACGUUCAGAGGCUAGCUAUGGCAGAGUUUAUGCACAUUCAGGACUCCAGGCACAGUUCACAGAACAAUCUUUUCUGUGUACUAAAUGAGGACAUUAACAAGAAACCAUCACACAAACUGAAAGGUCGCUUUUGGAAUAAAAAGUUUUGCUUUCUUCUGAUGUGUGGCACUGUCAUACUCUUCAUGGCUCUGUUAAUUACAGUAUCUGUAAAAUUGCAGCACCAGUACAGUAAAGUGACCGAGGUAGAGAAUGAAGUGGCCAAUCUGACAUCUUCUUUAGCUUUGCUUUCUUCAAACCAACAAGAUACAUCGCGACACCAAAACAGUAAACUGACUGAGGUAGAGAAUGAAGUGGCCAAUCUGACUUCCUCUUUAGCUUUGCUUUCUUCAAACCAACAAGAUACAUUGCAACACCAAAACAGUAAACUGACUGAGGUAGAGAAUGAAGUGGCCAAUCUGACUUCUUCUUUAGCUUUGCUUUCUUCAAACCAACAAGAUACAUUGCAACACCAAAACAGUAAACUGACUGAGGUAGAGAAUGAAGUGGCCAAUCUGACUUCUUCUUUAGCUUUGCUUUCUUCAAACCAAAAAGAUACAUUGCAACACCAAAACAGUAAACUGACUGAGGUAGAGAAUGAAGUGGCCAAUCUGACUUCUUCUUUAGCUUUGCUUUCUUCAAACCAAAAAGAUACAUUGCAACACCAAAACAGUAAACUGACUGAGGUAGAGAAUGAAGUGGCCAAUCUGACUUCUUCUUUAGCUUUGCUUUCUUCAAACCAACAAGAAACAUUGCAACACCAAAACAGUAAACUGACUGAGGUAGAGAAUGAAGUGGCCAAUCUGACUUCUUCUUUAGCUUUGCUUUCUUCAAACCAACAAGAUACAUAUGACAGAUUUAUGGAGAUGGUCGGUGAACUGAAAGCUGAUCUGGAUAGCAGAAUAACAAAUUUGACUCAACAUAAACCUGUUCUGAGCUGUAAAGCUGGGUGGCAACCAUUUCUUUCCAACUGCUAUGAAUUUUCCAGUCAGAAAUUGAGCUGGCAAAAGGCACGCUCAUACUGCAGUGGAAAGGGCACUCUGAUGCUCAUCCUGGGGAAUGACUCCAGGGAGUGGGAUUUUAUUGUGCAACACGCUGUUCGUUCAUCUGAAUCCUACUGGAUUGGUCUUACAGAUAUGAUAACUGGACAUUGGAGAUGGGUUGAUGGAACACCCUACACCAUGAACAGCAGUCAGUGGGAACCAGGAGAACCAAAUAAUUGGAGGGGUGAAGAGGACUGUGGAGAACUAACAGCAUCUGGGAAACUGAAUGAUGGCAACUGCUCAAAGAAUUUCAGAUUCAUCUGUAAAGCACCAGCCAGUGAAAACUAACCUAUUAAUGUGGCUCUGUUAUAAACAGUAGGAAAGUAGGCCUGCUGAUAUUCUGAGAAAUAUGCACAAGUGGGACAGUGGAAGAUUUUUAAAUACAGUAUAUGACAUUGAAUGUACAACUUAUAAGUAAAUAAGUGAGCGGGGUGGGGGGGCUUUUAUAUUAAAUACACAAUGUUUGAACCUGCUAUACUGCAGCAGGACUAUGGCAUGUUCACACAGGAGAGCAGGAGCCCUGGGGAUUUUUCUUUUAGUGUUUUCCCGAGUCAGUAGAAAGGUUGCUUACUGUUAUAUGACUGUGACUUUGAUUACAUACUGCCUGUUUGUGUUCCAAAGGUGCAUGUGCAAUAAGUGUUAUGUUUCAUUGUACAAGCAUUACAAAUUCUUUAAACCCUUUCCAAUAAAGAUUUCUAAAGCUAAUUUGGAUUUUUAUUUAACUUUAAAAAUUGGCUUUAAAAUACAGCAUCAUAAAAAAUAAAAUAUUAAAACCCCUUACCUGUCACCCCACAUUUUCAGAAUGGAGACACAAAUUACACACCCAAA
Carassius auratus (goldfish) is the source of this 1917-nucleotide messenger RNA. Its product is annotated as C-type lectin domain family 10 member A-like. Lineage: Eukaryota; Metazoa; Chordata; Actinopteri; Cypriniformes; Cyprinidae. The record is from RefSeq and is a predicted model, not a curated record. The transcript has 13 exons. The coding region runs from base 28 to 1377 and encodes 449 amino acids.